Messenger RNA from Monomorium pharaonis (pharaoh ant), 3544 nucleotides. Its product is annotated as odorant receptor Or1. The transcript is spliced from 5 exons. Bases 1768 to 2880 code for a protein of 370 amino acids. Lineage: Eukaryota; Metazoa; Arthropoda; Insecta; Hymenoptera; Formicidae. The record is from RefSeq and is a predicted model, not a curated record. Gene Ontology annotation, cellular component: plasma membrane. Gene Ontology annotation, biological process: sensory perception of smell; detection of chemical stimulus involved in sensory perception of smell. Gene Ontology annotation, molecular function: odorant binding; olfactory receptor activity.
UGAAGUUAAAUAAAAAUAACCUUAAAUCUAAAGAACCUUAUUCAUUUAAAAAAUUUAAAAAAAUUAACAGUCUUAAAUUAAGCUUUUCGAUUUAUCGAGGAAUUUUGUCGAUAUGGAGAUCUCGAAAGUGAUCAUAUUACUAGCACACGUAGAUGGCUAUAUUGACAACAUCCUUUAUCAUCGUUUAAUUUUGUAUAACUCGAAAUAUAUACGGCCGAAUAAAGAGUUAAAUAAUAAGAAAGUACUCAAGUGUACAUACAGUUGGGUGAUAAUGCGGUUAAGUUAUAAAAAAAUGAGGAAGUAUGUGUAAUUAAAUCUUAAAAUGUACCUUAAAAAAUUUUCGAAAUUCUUAAAAGUAAAAAUGCCUUAUAACAAAUAUUGACUGUUGUGUUUUGUUAUAUUAGCAUCAUUAUAUAACAGUAGGCUACUAAACAAAUGAUAUCAUAAAUAAUUACUAGAAUUUGUUAGCUAUAAUAACGGAGAUAAUAUGGGUGGCCUUAUUAUCCGCACUGGCCAUAUUACCACCUUCUCCUCUAUAUACAUAUAUAUAUAGUAUAAUACUGUUCUUUGAAUGCUGAAUGUUGUCCUCUAAAGUUAAUAAAUAAAAUGCAAUUCUUGACAAUAUGAUUUCACUAGCUUAGUAGCGACUGAACGUAUUACAUUCAUAACUCAUAUACUUGCUUCAUUUGUAUAUUUUAUGAGUUCUUUGAACCGCUUGCAUCCUGCCAGAAUUACUGACAGAGAUCAAUACGAAUAGAAAAAUUAACGAUGGCAGUCGGAUAUGAGACGGAUGUGGCAAUAAUAACAAAUUCCAUAUUUUUUGUAUGUAAGUAUAGAUCAUGUGCAUUAAAAUUUCAUGGUGACACAUCAUAAUUUAUAGUCUAAGGUUUUCGUUGUCCACAGGUUUUUCCUAUAUUAUUUCCUUUUAUUUCGUUUCGUUUAGUUUUGUACUAUAUUUAUACGCUAUUGUGUAAAAGUCACAAAAAGACAUAGCUAUGCAUAUUAUAAAUUUACAAAAGUAUUAUUAUCGAUCAAAGUAUUGUAUAACACACACAUAUACACACACAUAUACACACACAACACACAUGCACAAGAAGAGGUAUACACAUAAUUUAUGGUGAUGAUAUAUGUAUGUUCUUCUAAGGUCUACAAAGAGUCGAACACGAGUGCAGAAUGUAUGUUACGUGUGUAUAGACAUUGUACGAUUCGUCAAAGUUUUGUAAAAGUGUAAAAUAAACAUGAAAUUGCUUGAUAUCUUUUAUUUGAAUAAGUUAUUUAUAUUAUUAAUCAUUAUUUUCUAAAUUUCAUAAAAUACAAUUUUUUGCAAUAUAUAUUUUACUUGUUAAAUAUCAAUCGAAUAUUAGCUAGUAUAAAUAAAUAGAAAUUUUUGUCAUUAUUAAUCUAACAUUGUUGCGUACAACAUAAAACAUUUUAAACGUUCAUUAAAAAUCAAAGUAAAAAUAAAAUCAAAGAAAUAGUAAAAUCUAAAUUGCUCGGUGUUAUUGAAAUCUUUCUAUGUACAUUUGAAAUUGCAAUUAUAAAACUUUUUAAAUAAAAGUAAGUUUAUAUCUAAAAACUUUAUCUUUUAUAUAUAAUGUUUUCUGGAUAAUUUUUAAAUAUCAUGCAAAAUUUUUUUUACUUUUAUUGUUAUUGUUACAUUAUACAAUUAUGCUUUUUGUGUAUGAAUUAUGCAAUAGUAAAUAACAGAGUGCGAUAUAAUAAGUGUUUUACCUUAAAUUAGAGAUCGACGAAAAGAUAUUUCGCGAUAUGCAAGUUAUGCAAUUUUCACUCAAAAUCCUUACGGUGGCAGGAUGUCGGCCACCAACUUCCUGGUCUUCACUAUGUAAACGAACAGUGUACAAUGUAUAUACAAUCUUGAUGUGCUCACUAUUGUUUAGUUUUAUGUUUCCACAAGUUAUGGAUAUUAUCUUGAAUGUCAAUAACGCCGACGAUUUUACAAAUACUUUUUAUAUAAUGCUUGCUAUGAUUAUCGGUUGCUGUAAGAUUCUCGGUCUAUUACUAAAUCGCAAGAAUAUCGAGAUGUUAAUCAAAGUGUUGAUUGAGAAACCGUUUAAACCUUUGGAACCAGAUGAAAUUAAAAUUCGAGAAAAAUAUAAUAAAAUAAUUAGGACCAAUUCUAUAUUCUACACGGUUUUGAUUGAGACGGUAUGCGGAUUCAUGAACUUGAUGUCUUUGUUAACGGACUUUCGGAGAGGAAAUUUAGCGUACAGGGAAUGGAUACCCUAUGCAUGGUCCGAUACAGUGUAUUAUUUCACGUAUUUUCGCCAAUUAAUAAGCUUGACUGUUGCAUCCAUCGUGAAUGUUGCUUGUGAUAUACUGAUUUGGGGUUUGCUAAUGCAUAUUUAUUGCCAAAUCGAGAUCUUAGAGUGCCGUGUGAAAAAAUCUUUGCGCGACGAUCGACGCGACUUGGGUGAAUGUGUACGUCAACACAAUGAUAUCUAUAAAUACGCGCGUAGAAUAAAUGAAAAAUUCAAGAUUAUUAUUACUGUUCAAUUCAUAGCUAGCAUGCUAGUGAUAUGCUCCGGUUUGUAUCGACUAGCAAAAACUACAUUUAGUCCGAAAUAUAUUCCACUUAUGCUAUAUACAAUUUGUAUGUGUUUGCAAAUUCUUAUUUAUUGUUGGUUUGGAAACGAAGUAAAGUUAAAGAGUAUCCAAUUUUCUGAUAACAUUUUUGGGAUGGAUUGGGUAACAACAGACAAGAAAACAACGCAGAAUCUUAUACUAAUUAUGAAUCGCUCUCUGGUUCCUAUCGAAUUUUCUAGUGCACACAUUAUUACAGUGAAUCUAGAUUCUUUUGUGAAGUUGCUUAAGAUGUCGUAUUCAGUAUAUAAUAUACUUAAACAAACAAGGGAAGAAUAAUAAUAGUGAUAAUGCCACUAAAAAAAGAACACAUAGUAUACGUAUGUUUAAGAUAUGAGCAGUCAUGCGUGUCAAUGUUGAACAACAAGUAUGAAAGUAUUUGCAAUUGUAAUGUUUUGCGCAAUUGCAUAUCGCUAAUAUUACAUACAUGUAUAAAUAAAGUGUUAUUUAUCUGUAUAUUUUGUAUUAUGCUUUUUACUUAUAUUCUUCACUAAAUAUUUGUUAUAAAAGUCAAAGACUAAAUGUAUUCAAAUAUGUAAAUAGAUUUUAUAUAGACAGAUAUUAUUAGUAUUUAGAAAAAUAAAAUACCAAGAGUCAUAUCAAAACUUGUAAAAUUAAAACAAAAAUUAUCAGAUGAAUUAAGAUAACAUUCAUGCACCAGAAAUAAUUUUUCACGUGACGAAAAAGAUAAAAGAAAAGUACUUUUAGUACAAGUAAUCAGCACAGUGCAUAAAUUUAUCUAAAGAUUGAUUAUAUUUGACAAUAAUGUACUAACAAUAGGUGUAAAUAGACAUAAUUCCAUUUACACUUAUCUUCAUUCAGGACAUGCAAAUGUGGAAAUCGAUAAGCGGAACAAUAGACUUACAACUGGGAGCAACACGAGACGAUAUAAUACAGAACAAAUUAUUGAUAGAAUAAAGAAACUAAAGAAACAUUUAGGUUG